Molecule: messenger RNA, 185 nt
Organism: Dentiscutata heterogama
Lineage: Eukaryota; Fungi; Glomeromycota; Glomeromycetes; Diversisporales; Gigasporaceae
Source: the annotation of a GenBank genome assembly
UUAGUGAAGUUAUUAAUAAAGAGCAUACAAUUAAUCAAAAUAAAUACAUAUGUCCAUCUUUUGGAAUAAAUGAUUUAAAGAUUUGUGGUGAAUCAAAAGAAAAUGAAAAAAGCAGAUGUAGAAUGAAGAGCUAUGAAAGACAGAUUCGGGAAAGCGAAGAAUUUUUUUCUGUAGAUGAUUAUGAG